This is a messenger RNA of Castor canadensis (American beaver), 1885 nucleotides long. RefSeq names its product developmentally regulated GTP binding protein 2 (gene Drg2). The record is from RefSeq and is a predicted model, not a curated record. Gene Ontology annotation, molecular function: GTPase activity; GTP binding. Lineage: Eukaryota; Metazoa; Chordata; Mammalia; Rodentia; Castoridae.
CUCCGCAGUCGGACCGGAAUUCCCGCUGCCGCCGUUGGUGCGCCGGUCCCUGCCGCAGCCAUGGGGAUAUUGGAGAAGAUUUCGGAGAUCGAGAAGGAAAUCGCUCGGACGCAGAAGAACAAGGCUACUGAGUAUCACCUGGGCCUCCUGAAAGCAAAACUCGCCAAGUACCGGGCCCAGCUCCUGGAACCAUCCAAAUCAGCCUCAUCCAAAGGAGAGGGCUUUGAUGUCAUGAAGUCUGGCGAUGCCCGUGUAGCACUGAUUGGCUUUCCCUCUGUGGGUAAGUCCACCUUCUUAAGUCUGAUGACUUCCACGGCCAGUGAAGCUGCAUCCUACGAGUUCACCACCCUGACGUGCAUCCCUGGAGUCAUUGAAUACAAAGGUGCCAACAUCCAGCUCCUGGACCUUCCUGGAAUCAUUGAAGGCGCAGCACAAGGGAAAGGCCGAGGCCGACAGGUGAUUGCUGUGGCACGCACAGCGGACGUCGUCAUCAUGAUGUUGGAUGCCACCAAGGGAGAGGUGCAGAGGUCUCUGCUAGAGAAGGAGCUGGAGUCUGUGGGCAUCCGCCUCAACAAGCACAAGCCCAACAUCUACUUUAAGCCCAAGAAAGGUGGUGGCAUCUCCUUUAACUCAACGGUCACGCUGACGCAGUGCUCAGAGAAGCUGGUGCAGCUCAUCCUGCAUGAAUACAAGAUCUUCAAUGCAGAAGUGCUCUUCCGAGAUGACUGCUCCCCAGAUGAGUUCAUUGAUGUGAUCGUGGGCAACCGGGUGUACAUGCCCUGCCUGUAUGUGUAUAACAAAAUUGACCAGAUCUCUAUGGAAGAAGUUGACCGCCUGGCCCGAAAACCCAACAGUGUGGUCAUCAGCUGUGGCAUGAAGCUGAACCUUGACUACCUGCUGGAGAUGCUAUGGGAGUACUUGGCCCUGACCUGUAUCUACACCAAAAAGAGAGGACAGAGGCCAGACUUCACAGAUGCUAUCAUUCUCCGGAAAGGGGCCUCUGUGGAGCAUGUGUGCCACCGCAUCCACCGGUCGCUUGCCAGCCAGUUCAAGUACGCCCUGGUGUGGGGCACCAGCACCAAGUACAGCCCACAGCGGGUGGGCCUGACCCACACCAUGGAGCAUGAGGACGUCAUCCAGAUUGUGAAGAAGUAGUGGCUCCUCCCACCUGCCAGCUCCUGCCCUUCCAUCCACUAGCCUUGCCUGUCUCCUGGGGAGUUGGACCCACUGGGACACUAAACCCAAACAGGAAAAACAAAUACACACCCAGGAGGAGGCCUUUGAGUCUGCUGUCUCCAGAAGCUUCUUCAGUAGGCAUUGUUGGGGCUGAGGGGUGAGGUUGGGGUCUUAAGCUCUGUUGGGACAUAUGCCAUGAGCCUGAUCCCUCUGAUAGGGUUCCUAGGUGGGAGCCUACAUCCUUGUCCUUCCCCUAGACCCUUUUGAACACUGAGGGAGCAAGUUACCUACCAACUCCCAACCACAGCCUAAGACUGAUAGCAGACUCAGGAUGGGGAGCCAGGCCUGCCUGGGUCCCUAAGGCUCUGGCUACUGUCAGGGCACCUUAUUCCCUCGGCCUUCCAGCUUCUCUGAUGCUAGAGGGAGGAGGGCCCAUGACAAAACCCUGCAGGUCCUCCCACACCGGCUGCCUAUGGUGGAAACCAGAUAACAGCCUGAAUGUCCGAAAGUGCCUCCCCAUUUUGGCCCCUCUCAGGGCACCACCUGCCCCACACAAACCAGGACCUUGGACCUGCCCACCAGGCAGGGGUGUCUUGAGUAUGGGCUCUGUUUCCUCUCUAAGCCCCCUGAUCUUUGCUCUCCUUUCUGAAAUAAAGGAUGGAAAGUAAUUCCUGAUGGACCAAGGGAACUUUUUAUAAACUUGCUGGAG